UGUGCAUGCAUGUGUUUAUAUUAUACCCUCCAAAGUCUAACACGGCCGACACUUUUACCAAUUUGACACACACUGCAGUGUGUACACACUGCACACACAUUACCCAAUCUCUUUCGCUCUUCCCCCCAAAAAAAAACCAAUCAAGCUUUCUUUUUUUCAGUUUCAGCUCAGAUUAACAAAAUUCCAAAUCCAAAAAGCUCCGUCUUUUCCUCUCCAGAUUUUCCGAAAGUUGAAAGAUCAUGCGGUACUAAAAAGUCUUGUUUCUUGAAAAACCAGCUCUGACCAAAAAACAAUCUGCGCCUGCAGUCCGCAAAUUUCAAUUCACCCUCACAAUCAGAGAAAAAAAAUAAAUAAAUCCCAAGAAAAAUAAGAAGAAAGGAACAAAAAAUGCAGGACUUGCCAAAUUCCCUGUUCCCUCUCCUCCUGAUUCUCAUCAGCUUCGUUUAUGGCAGCAACUGCUGCGUGAAACUGGCGCCCGGCCAUUCAGAGGUGGGCUCGUUGAUGAAAAUCAAGUUGGCAUUGGACCCUGUGAACAAGCGCCUCUCGUCGUGGGCCGCUAAAGGCAAACCAUGUGGCGGCACGUUCGUCGGAGUUGCUUGCAACGAGCAUGGGAGAGUGGUCAACAUCUCGCUGCAGGGUAAAGGGCUCACCGGAAAGUUGACUUCCGACCUGGCGGAGCUGAGCUGCCUGUCGGGUCUUUACCUGCACUACAACUCGCUGAAAGGAGGGAUCCCGGUUGCGAUUGCUCAACUCACUGAGUUGACCGAUCUGUAUCUCAAUUUGAAUGACUUGACUGGGACUAUACCACCUGAGAUUGGAUAUUUGGCUAGUCUUCAAGUGCUGCAGCUAAGUCACAACCAAUUGACAGGAACCAUACCUUCUUCAAUGGGAUCCUUGAAAAACCUGAACGUCAUUAAUUUGGAAAGCAACAGGCUAACAGGGCAAAUCCCUUCAAGCCUAGGAAAUCUGCACUCGUUGAAAAGAUUGCACUUGGGCUCCAAUCAACUCUCAGGCCAAAUCCCCGAUACACUCGCCAACAACACCUCGUUACAAGACCUCGACGUCCAAAACAACAAUCUUUCUGGCGUCGUCCCUCCAAGUCUGAAGAGGACGGGCCUCAAUCUCCAAAUAGAAAACAACGCCAACCUCUGUGGGGCCAACCUCCCGGGCCUCAGACCCUGCACCGCACGCGACAACUACCUCAACCUGUCAGCUGGCGGUGCGGGCCCCACGACCAAGCCCGAGUCUGCUGCCUUCGCCCUGACCUGCAACCAGACACAUUGCUCCAAAACCCCUUCAAAGAUGCCGAAGAUCGGGCUCGCCGCCGGCCUGAUCGCCGCCACCGUCGGGCUGGCGGCGGCGGCCUCCGUCGCCGUUUUCCGGCGCCGGAGAAGAAAACAGAAGGUCGAGAACGAGUCGUCCGACACGGCCAACGAGGAAAGGACCGGCAGCAGCAUGGACCGGACCAAAGAGCUGAACGACCGAAGCCCGUCUUCCCUGGACCGGUGCAUGAGCGUGUGGGACCCGUCGAACAUCGGGCCCGACAGCAACGGGUCGUUCGACAGCGGGGCCCACCAGGGGGGCUCGAGGUACAACCUCGAGGAGGUGGAGUCGGCCACGCAGCACUUCUCGGAGUUGAAUCUCAUGGGGAAGAGCAAGUUCUGCGGGGUGUACAGGGGGAUUCUGAAAGACGGGUCUAUUGUGGCUGUAAAGUGCAUCGGUAAGACGAGCUGUAAGUCGGAGGAGGAAGAGUUCUUGAGAGGGCUGAGCCUGCUGAAUUCGCUCAAGCACGAGAACCUUGUUGAGCUGAAAGGAUUCUGCCGGUCGACGGCUAGAGGGGAGUGCUUCCUGAUUUACGAUUUUGCCCCUGGGGGUACUUUGUCCAGGUAUCUCGAAAGCGAUGUUGUGGGUAGUAGCAGUAGCACUGGCACUGGCACUGGCAGUGUGCUGGAUUGGAAGACCAGGGUCUCUAUCAUCCUUGGCAUCGCUAAAGGUGUACGGUACCUACACAGCAACGAGACGAACAAGCCCCCGAUCAUCCACCAAAACAUCUCGGUCGAGAAAGUCCUGCUCGACCAGUAUAUGAACCCCCUGAUUCUUGAUGCGGGCCUUCUCAAGCUACUUGCUGACGACGUUGUAUACUCAGCCCUCAAGGCCAGUGCAGCAUUGGGCUACAUGGCUCCCGAAUAUGUCACCACAGGCCGAUUCACAGAAAAGAGUGACGUGUAUGCAUACGGAGUCAUUAUUUUCCAGUUGUUGUGCGGCAAGACAAAGCUCCCAGGGUCCACUCGUGCUGCGGCUGAAGCUGGGAAAUUCGAGGAGUUUAUAGACCCAAAGCUCGAAGGUGAUUUUUCGGAAAACGAGGCAAGACUGCUGACGAGGAUAGCUUUGGACUGCACGAACGAGGAUCCGGAGAGUAGGUCGAGCAUGGCGUCGGUUGUGCGGGAGCUGAAAAAAGAAGUGAAGGGUGGCUAGAUAAGGAUUAUAUAGUGUGUAUCCAUUGAAGAUCCCUACAAUCUUAACUUACAAGCUGACAUGAACAGAAAAUGUUAACUGUUCGCUGAGAGGUGUCGAUUAGUGGUGUCUUGCUGGAGCCUGUAAAUGAGUGAGAGGUCCAAUGAUGGACAAAUUUUACGAAGCUGGGAAAGAACAUUUCAUUGGUAUUAUUAUGUCUAGUGGGUUUACUAUUUUUCAUGUCCAUGUUUCAAUAAAUAUUAUUGUGUAUUUAAUUAGAUAUAAUUCAGGCUAGACAUGUACUUCAGACUGCUACCCAAAGAUGAAAUAAAGUAGGCAUUUUCCGUCAACUUAAAUCAGUUUGUUAGCAUCCUCAGGAAAAAAACUAGUAUUGCUGUUUUAAAUGAUGUUAAUUUUCAACACACGUAGAAAAAGUCCACUUGAAAUCCACUUUUAAGAUUAUUUACGUGCAUAAAGUUUCAAAGAUGCAACUGUUUUCAUUCACAUGCAGUCCCACACAGAAGAGGUUCUUAUACUAAAGUAUCAAUUGUAUGGUCAAAAGUGUAGAAAGUCAAUUAAUAACAACAUCAAGUUCCUUUUUCUAGUCAGUUGUUCUGUUAUCUUGCGGAGACUAUGAAGGGUAAUAGAAUCAUACCUAAAAUAAGCAGCUAAACCUACUAAGCAGGCCACCAUUUGGGCCUAAUGGCCUCUACUUUGAUAUCUUCCUGACC
Molecule: messenger RNA, 3185 nt
Organism: Striga asiatica
Lineage: Eukaryota; Viridiplantae; Streptophyta; Magnoliopsida; Lamiales; Orobanchaceae
Source: the annotation of a GenBank genome assembly